AUGUCACAGUCGAUUGAAUUCAGAAGGCACAUUUAUUAUGAUACUAAAUGUAUAAAAAAAUCCUUGUGUUGCAGUGAUAAAUCGGUCGUGGAAAGUUUUGUUGGAUUCAUUCAAGAUGUUGUACCCCAGGCCUACUCUGGGACACAGAGAACGGACGAAAGGGAAAAGAUCGUCUGGGCAAAGUUCGAGCGAUGCGACAUCAACGAUCCAAAGUUACGACCAGAGAUAGGACAUCCUGACGGGGUGGCGCCACCUCUACUGCUCGUGAUUGGUUACGUGAACGGAGUGCAAUUAUGGUGUCUGAUGUCGACGGGCGAUGCACAAGAGGUGCUGUCGCUGCGGCAGGGGCCUGUGAAGGUGUUAAAGGUGUUGCCCACACCUGAGCCAGUGUUUGGAGUUGAGGAUGCGUAUGCGGAGUCACGCCCUCUGGUGGCCAUCUGUGAUAGUUCUAGCGCCGGGCCGCCAUAUUGCUCCGUCUGCUUCGUCUCGCUGAAGACGGGAAAUCAAGUGAAAAGCAUCAAGUUUCAGAGUCCGGUCGUUGACAUCGCCUGUCACAAACGGGUCGUCGUGGUGACAUUUAGGGAGAAGAUUGCGGUGUUCGACGCUUGUACAUUCCGCGAGAGAUUCUGCGUCACAAGUUGCUACCCGGCCCCAGGACCGAUCAUCAACCCUAUCGCACUCGCCACCCGAUGGCUAGCCUACAGCGACAAGCGGCUGGUACCGAUGCAUCAGUCAUGUGGAGGUGUUACGGGGGACGGAGUACAGUCGUACGCUGCCACGGUGAUAUCAGCUGCCAAGACGAUAACUAAAGGCUUGACCAUCUUCGGGGAGACUGUGGCAAGCAGUCUGACGGGAGCGAAGGCGGCGGCGGCGGCCAAUGAGAAGUCGUCGCGAAACGACCUGAUGCCGGGAGUGGUGACGAUAGUGGACAUCCAGACCGCACAGGGAGAGGUGAUUGCACCGGACAUUUUCGCCACCUUUGACGGUCGCAAGACGGCGCCCGGCCACCUGUACGCGAGGCGUUACGUUCACAACGCGAACCUGCUGAACAACUCGAUGAACAACCCCGCCGGCUGCCCGCCGUAUCCGCACCAGCGCACGGUUCAGAAGAGCAACGGUUCGCCGACUACGUUCACGGAUCCGAUCUGUGUGACUGCGUACUUCGCUCCGACACGCGGGUGGUUCCCUGGAUCCGCACUGCCCAGAGAAGAUCAGAGCCGUCACUUUGACUCUCUGUACGUGUUCGGCUGUAACGGCAUCCUGGUGGAGCAUCCGCUCGAGCCUCGCGCCCCGCCCGCGCUCACCAAGCUCACCGAGGAUUCGCCCCUCGACCUGAAUCUCAGCACCAGUAACAGUCUGUGA
This is a messenger RNA of Priapulus caudatus, 1362 nucleotides long. Its product is annotated as breast carcinoma-amplified sequence 3-like. The record is from RefSeq and is a predicted model, not a curated record. The transcript is spliced from 16 exons. NCBI's taxonomy places the organism in Eukaryota, Metazoa, Priapulida, Priapulimorpha, Priapulimorphida, Priapulidae. Gene Ontology annotation, cellular component: cytoplasm. Gene Ontology annotation, biological process: autophagy; response to starvation. Bases 1 to 1362 code for a protein of 453 amino acids.